Myotis davidii is the source of this 600-nucleotide messenger RNA. Its product is annotated as olfactory receptor 4F15. Lineage: Eukaryota; Metazoa; Chordata; Mammalia; Chiroptera; Vespertilionidae. The record is from RefSeq and is a predicted model, not a curated record. Gene Ontology annotation, molecular function: olfactory receptor activity; G protein-coupled receptor activity. The transcript has a single exon. Gene Ontology annotation, biological process: G protein-coupled receptor signaling pathway. The coding region runs from base 1 to 600 and encodes 199 amino acids. Gene Ontology annotation, cellular component: membrane.
AUGUAUAGAGCCAAUCAUUCUGUGGUGUCUGAGUUUGUGUUCCUGGGACUCUCCAGCUCCUGGGAGAUCCAGCUUCUUCUUUUUUGCUUUUCUUGUCUUUUCUACGUGUCCAGUAUGAUGGGAAACCUCCUCAUCGUGGUCACUGUGACGUUCGACCCUUACUUACACGCCCCCAUGUAUUUUCUAUUAGCCAACCUCUCCAUAAUUGACAUGAUAUUUUGCUCCAUUGCAGCACCCAAGAUGAUUUGUGAUCUUUUCAGGAAGCAGAAAGUCAUCUCCUUUGGGGGUUGUUUAGCUCAGAUUUUCUUUAGCCAUGCUGUCGGGGGUACUGAGAUGGUGCUGCUCAUCGCCAUGGCCUUUGACAGAUAUGUGGCCAUCUGUAGGCCUCUCCACUACCUGACCAUCAUGAGCCCACGACUGUGCAUUUUGAUUUUAGUGGUUUCCUGGACUAUUGGUCUCAUUCACUCUUCGGCCCAGUUGGCAUUUGUGGUAAACUUGCCCUUCUGUGGGCCUAAUGUAGUAGACAGCUUUUACUGUGACAUACCUCGGCUCGUCAAACUUGCUUGCACAGACAUUGUGGUUUUUAGAAAAAAUCACUAA